AUGUCUAAAGAUCAAGUAGAUGAAUAAGGGUUAUCAGCGUAAUCAUCAAGAUCGUAAUCUCCCUAAUAGUAAUAAAGAAGAAAUAAGUAAUUUUAAAUUGACUUUUUUAUUGAAUGGAAAUAUAUCAAAUCAGAUGAAUUGAAAAAUAUUUUAGAGGAUGUGAAAGUAAUGAAAAUAGAAUGAUUUAGUCUCAAUAUGAUAUAAAAUCCAUUUAAUUGAAUCGAAAUAACUAAAUUCCUGGUUUAGAAGGCACUGCAUUUUCAAUUAUUGAAUCUGAUGAUAGCAAAUUAAAUUUAUAAUUAGAAGCCAUCAAUAAAAUACUGUCAUUGAUUGAAUAAAAAAAAAAUCAAGUUUUUGAGAUGAUGAUGUUGAUACCUGAAGGUAUGAAAAUUCUAUAAUUAUAGGAACUGUUUCAUACUUAAUAGGAACAUCAGGAAAGUAAAUUAAAAAUAUUCAACUUGAGACAAAAACAGAUAUUGUUGUUGUAAAUGCUAUAAAUAAAUUUUCCUUAAGAUCAGUGAAGAUAGCUGGUUAAGAUAUAUUUAUAAUAAAUUAGGUGAAUCAAAUUGCAUAUAUAAUGCCAUUAAACUAAUAACAAAUAAAUUACAUCAAAGGGGAAUUACUGAAGACGAUUAUCUAAAGAGGGCUGAACCAUUAGACCCAGGUAAAGUUAUUACUAAGGUAUUUCAAAUUAUUAAAAAGGUUUAACUUGUUUUUCUUGAUGUAAUAAUAGAUUACAUUCUUAAGAAUAAAGAGAUAGAAAAAAAGUAUUAAAUAAAAAUGAAAGCAAAAAAUAUAGAUGAAAUUCCAAUAAAAGUAAGAUAGAAAUGAUGAUAAAUAGUAUAAAUUUAAAAAAGGUGAAGAAAUAUUACAAUUAGUUGGAACUUUAAAAAAUGUUUAAGAAGCAAUAAAAUAAAUAAUUCACAAGAUUAGUAGUGAAUUUAAGAAAUUAGAAUUUGAUAUAAGAGUAGUUAUGCCAGCUAAUUUUGCAUCUAAAUUGAUAGGAGCUAGUAUAUAAUGUUAAAUAUUAAUUUUUUCCAAGAGGGAUGUCAAAUAAAAGAACUUGCAAAUAAAUCUAAAGGAGCAUAAAUAAAAGUGAUGUCUGAUAAAGAUGAUUCUGAUAUAGGAUUAUGUAUGAUUAAAAAAAUAAUUAGAUUGCCUGGUUUAAGUGAUAGGAUCAGUAGAACGUAAAUAAGAGGCUACAGUGUUAAUUUUGGAAUAGAUAGAAUGUUUUAAAAAUGGAGGACCUGUAUUAAAAUAAUUAAAAAGGUCCUUGAAAGCGGAAAGUACAUAAAUGAAAACCAUGGAUAAGAAUUCAAAAACAAUAUGCAAAUUUAAGAUAUGAAAUAAAAAAUGUUGGAUCAAAAUAAUUAAUUAAUCAGAUAGAAAUCUUCAUCAUCCAGAUCUAUAAGAAGAUUGAGAUCCAGAUCAGAAUCAAAUAAAAGACAUAAAAAAUCUAAGAAAUCUAGAUCAACUAGGUACUUCUAAUCAAUAGAAAAAGUUCAAAUAAACGAAAAAUCAAAUAAAAUCCAUUUUAGACAAAGUUAGUAGUGCCAACCUAUUUAAUUGAAUAAAUUAAGAAAAAAUUAAAUCGUAUUGGAAGAGAAGAAGGAGUUUAUAUUAAAGGAGAUGAUAGAGUUACAAUAUAUUAUUUAAUAAUUUAGGAAUUUAGAGAUGAGUUUGUUCUUAAAUUGAGAGGUGAAAUGAAAAACUGUUUGACUGUAAUCUAGCAUAUUUUAAUUGAAUAAUGUAAAUUAUAAAGAAGAUGA
Messenger RNA from Paramecium sonneborni, 1769 nucleotides. NCBI's taxonomy places the organism in Eukaryota, Ciliophora, Oligohymenophorea, Peniculida, Parameciidae. The record is from the annotation of a GenBank genome assembly.